Molecule: messenger RNA, 1890 nt
Organism: Phragmites australis (common reed)
Lineage: Eukaryota; Viridiplantae; Streptophyta; Magnoliopsida; Poales; Poaceae
Product: probable arabinosyltransferase ARAD1
Exons: 2
Coding region: 238-1617 (459 amino acids)
Molecular function (GO): glycosyltransferase activity
Source: RefSeq, a predicted model, not a curated record
GUGCAGUGAGCAGUUUGAGUAGUUUUGGAAACCUCCGUCCGUGCCAUCCCACUGCGAAUGGCAACCGUUUCAACCUUCAUGGCUUCAACUCCCAGAUCCGACCCCCUAGGUCGGUACUGAAGCCGGCCGCCGCGGGUGACCCACCCACCCCAGCAUUUCCCCUUCAGAUCCCCAGAUCCCUCCCUGCCAUGGCCGCGCCUUGCGCCGGCCUCCACUCGUACUGCCACUGCUAGCGCCAUGGCCGCAUCGGCCGCCGCCUUCAGGAGCCCGCUCCUGUGGCUCUUCGCCCUCGCCGCCGUGCUCUUCUUCGCCUCCUGGUACCUCCUCCUCGACUCCGCCGCCGCGCCGCCGGCACGCCACCUGCACCAGGGGCCCCGCCUCGGCGGCGGCCGGCGCUCCGGGAAGAAAUGCGACCCGGCGGAGGCGCUGCUACGGGUGUUCAUGUACGACCUGCCCCCCGAGUUCCACUUCGGCCUGCUCGACUGGAAGCCCGCGGGAGGGGGAGCCGGCGGCGUGUGGCCGGACGUCAGGGACGGCGUGCCGGAGUACCCCGGCGGCCUCAACCUGCAGCACAGCAUCGAGUACUGGCUCACGCUCGACCUCCUGGCCUCCGAGCAGGGCGCGCCCACGCCCUGCGCCGCUGUGCGUGUGCGCGACGCCGCGGCGGCCGACGUCGUCUUUGUGCCCUUCUUCGCCUCGCUCAGCUUCAAUCGCCACUCCAGGGUCGUCCCGCCCGCGCGGGACAGCGAGGACCGCGCGCUGCAGCGGAGGCUCCUCCGGUUCCUCGCCGCGCGGCCCGAGUGGCGGAGGUCCGGCGGGAGGGACCACGUCGUGCUCGCGCACCACCCCAACGGGAUGUUCGACGCGCGCUAUAAGCUCUGGCCCUGCGUCUUCGUGCUCUGCGACUUCGGGAGGUACCCGCUCAGCGUCGCAAACCUCGGCAAAGACGUCAUCGCGCCAUACCGGCACGUCGUCGGCAACUUUGCCAAUGACACCGCCGGCUACGACAACCGGCCAACGUUGCUCUACUUCCAAGGCGCCAUCUACAGGAAAGAUGGUGGUUUCAUCCGGCAGGAACUGUAUUACCUUCUGAAAGACGAGAGAGACGUGCAUUUCUCAUUUGGAAGUGUGGCUGGUAAUGGGAUUGAGCAAGCAACACAGGGGAUGCGAGCUUCCAAGUUCUGCCUCAACAUUGCAGGCGACACGCCAUCCUCCAACCGCCUCUUCGAUUCCAUAGUCAGCCACUGUGUUCCCGUCAUCAUCAGCAAUGAGAUUGAGCUCCCGUUUGAGGAUGUCCUCGAUUACUCUAAGUUCUGCAUCAUAGUGCGUGGUGAAGAUGCAAUCAAGAAGGGCUUUCUGAUGAAUUUGAUCAAAGGGAUAAGCCAAGAAGAGUGGACACGCAUGUGGAACAGGCUUAAGGAAGUAGAAAGACACUUUGAAUAUCAGUACCCAUCUCAGGCUGGUGAUGCUGUCCAGAUGAUCUGGAAGGCCAUAGCUCGAAAGGUACCCUCAAUCCGGCUGAAGAUCAACAGAUUACGAAGAUUUUCUCGGUUUGAAUCUAACAAAACAAAUGAGACUCCACCACAAUCUUCUUGGGUACAGAAUCAGGCCCCAUGACUUCAGAGUAUCGAACUCAGGCCUUCAGCGGCGUUCAAUCCUGUCGAAACAAGAGUUGAUAAUGAAGACUGAACCUGAACCGCAGACUGGGGGCAAAAUGGUACGGCUGCGGAGAUUAAUGGAGAGUAAAGUACACCUAAUACAUGUUAGCACCACAGAAUUACAUAUCACAGGGCAUAAUUUUUCUUCUAUUUAUUCUUUUACGUAUGUUCCACUAAAAUGUCUUUAUUAAAGAUUAGUUCUCGAUAAUAUAUCCGUAAAUUGACUGAGGUA